CCCGUCCCGCCCGGUUGUGGAGCGGUAGCCAGCGCAGGGAGUGCCCGGCCCCGGGAUGUGAGGGAAAUACUGGCACUAGGUCAGGGCUGUCUGGUCAAUCAAAGCCAGCUGGCCCAGAGGGGAAGGCUGCUUCCCACACUGAGGCUGUCCCUAUCUGUGUAUUCUGUCCCUAUGCACAUGGAAGGCCCCACACAACUCACCUGUACCAGCAUGUGCCGGAGACACGCUGGCCCAUCGUGUACUCUCCUCGCUACAACAUAACCUUCAUGGGCCUGGAGAAGCUGCACCCGUUUGAUGCGGGAAAAUGGGGCAAAGUGAUCAGCUUCCUAAAAGAAGAGAAGCUUCUAUCAGAUGGCAUGCUGGUGGAGGCACGGGAGGCCUCAGACGAGGACCUGCUGGUGGUGCACACAAGACGCUAUCUCAACGAGCUGAAGUGGUCCUUUGCUGUCGCGACCAUCACAGAAAUCCCCCCUGUCAUCUUUCUCCCCAACUUCCUUGUGCAGAGGAAGGUGCUGAAGCCCCUUCGGACCCAGACAGGAGGAACUAUAAUGGCGGGGAAGCUGGCAGUGGAGCGAGGCUGGGCCAUCAAUGUGGGUGGCGGUUUCCACCACUGCUCCAGCGACCGAGGCGGGGGUUUCUGUGCCUACGCGGACAUCACACUUGCUAUCAAGUUUCUGUUUGAGCGAGUGGAGGGCAUCUCCAGAGCUACCAUUGUUGAUCUUGAUGCCCAUCAGGGCAAUGGGCACGAACGGGACUUCAUGGGUGACAAGCGUGUGUACAUCAUGGAUGUCUACAACCGCCAUAUCUACCCUGGGGACCGCUUUGCCAAGCAGGCCAUCAAGCGGAAGGUAGAGCUGGAGUGGGGCACGGAGGAUGACGAGUACCUGGAUAAAGUGGAGAGGAACCUUGAGAAAGCCCUCCAAGAGCAUCCACCUGAUGUGGUGGUGUACAACGCAGGCACUGAUAUCCUCGAGGGUGACCGCCUUGGAGGGCUGUCCAUCAGCCCACAGGGCAUCAUGAAGCGGGAUGAACUGGUGUUCCGAGUGGUCCGUGGCCGCCAGGUGCCCAUCCUCAUGGUGACCUCGGGCGGUUACCAGAAGCGCACGGCCCGCAUCAUUGCUGACUCCAUCCUUAAUUUGUAUGGCCUGGGACUCAUUGGGCCUGAGUCACCCAGCAUCUCAGCGCAGAACUCAGACACUCCUCUGCUACCCCCAGAGGUGCCCUGACUGCACUGUCCUUCUGAGUGGCUCCCUGCCUGCCUCCCCCCCAUCCCCCCACCCCUCAGUAGUUCUCCUUUACUAAUCACAUGAGGCAGUGAUGGUGAGGGCCUGUCCCUUGCUGGGCCUGCCUUAGGGGCCUGGUGGGCAGCUCUUCCACUCCUCACUGGGUAUUGGAGGGUCUCCAGGCCUCUCUGUAGGUGGGGGCAGAAGGCAGGGCCUGAGUCCCAGGAAGGACAUUCAUGGGGUCAUGGGUCUGACUAGGCCCUAUAGAGGCAGGCAGUUCAACCAAGGAGGGAGGAGGGCAGGUAAGGCUCUGGGGGCUACAAGAAGGGCCCCCAGGGGUCAGGGUGCUCUGGUUUUCAAAAAAAUCAGACCCACGUCAGAGCAGGGAAGUUUCUAUCACUACCAAGAUUGGGCUUCUCCCUCUUAAGUCUAGUGAUUUGCUCCUUCCACUUUUGCCUCAGGCAGGGCACGAGAACCUAGGGAAGACCAUCUGGGUGGCCUGAGAGCUGAGUACUGGAGCCAGGCCUCUGGGGUGGGGGUGGAGGGGUGCUGGAUUCCCAGUCAGCAGGCAGGAGCCCUGGUCCUGGAUAUGAGGUGCCACAGGGAAAGGGUGGAAGUCAGUUUUCCAAUCUGGCAUUCCACUUCAAAUAAAGCAAGGACUGGACCCACUCUCCCAGAGCUCCUCAGUGGUGGUAAGUGAAGGGGAGGCCUGGGGAGUCCCAAAUCGCUGCUUCACAAUGGGCUCACCUGUUAGUGAGAGGGGCAGUUUUGGAAAGAGCACUUGGCUCAGGGCCUCAGCACUGGAGGCUUAAUGGGCUGCUGACCCCAGUGGGGAGGGGGCAGGGGAAGAUAAGGCCCAGAUGGGGAAAUUGGGGAUGGGGCAGGUGGCCAAGCUAGGUCCUGCAGGAACUGAGGCGCUGGUGAGGCCAGGCUAGGGUUUCUGGAGGGAGAGCAGAGGAUCUCCAUCCCGGCCUGCAGGUUGUAAGGGUGGGGAUUGGGGGUGGGAACAUGGUGGGGCUGCAGCCUUCACUGGCCUCACCCAAAGUGCGCAGGGCCCUAAUUGCGCUCUGUGUCUAGGGUCCCAAGUGGGCCCUAACCUUGUCCUCAUCUGUACUCUGAAGGGGACACUUAGGCUUCCCAGGGCUAGGCAGAGGGAGCAUCCACUCCCCCAUUGCCUGGGUGUAUUCUUAAUGGACAAAAGUGGGACUGGGGAGGAAAAGUGGGUCACCUGAAGCGUACUAGUCCCAGAUCAACCCCACUUAUGGGACUCGUGUUCAUUACCAUCUGGGGGUGCUCUCGCAUUCUCCUCCUUUCUCCUUCAUACUCUCUUGCCCCUCCCUCUGGAGUGCGGGCGGGGGACGGGGUAAGUGUUCCAGGAUCACGAACUGUCAAAAAUGCUGACUUGCUGGACCAGACCCGAGGUACUAACUACACACUUGGAUGCCCCCUCACUUGCUCCCUGCCCUUGCCAUUGGUCUCUGUACCUACCUUGAGGUCCCUAACAUCCUUUCAUCUCCAAUGCGGGCCUGUGACAUCUGGGGAAAGGCAGUGGAUGCGGCUUGUCACUGUUGAGCUUCUGUUUGUAGAGAACCAUAAAGGCUCUUCUUGAUUGGACCAAACCGCUGUGUGUUCUUGAGAUGUUGAAUCCCUCCCUCCUAUGGAUAAAAGGAAAUAAAGAUUUAUUUAGCAUGAGGCCUGA
This is a messenger RNA of Pteropus alecto (black flying fox), 2922 nucleotides long. RefSeq names its product histone deacetylase 11 (gene HDAC11). Gene Ontology annotation, molecular function: histone deacetylase activity. The record is from RefSeq and is a predicted model, not a curated record. The transcript has 10 exons. The coding region runs from base 267 to 1226 and encodes 319 amino acids. Lineage: Eukaryota; Metazoa; Chordata; Mammalia; Chiroptera; Pteropodidae.